Messenger RNA from Nomia melanderi (Alkali bee), 2506 nucleotides. RefSeq names its product protein odr-4 homolog. Gene Ontology annotation, cellular component: endomembrane system. NCBI's taxonomy places the organism in Eukaryota, Metazoa, Arthropoda, Insecta, Hymenoptera, Halictidae. The record is from RefSeq and is a predicted model, not a curated record. Gene Ontology annotation, biological process: intracellular protein localization.
ACCCUUAUUUCACCGACAAUUAUUUAUUACAAGUUCAUCUGCAUUUGUAAAAUGCAAUCCAUGACUAUAAAAUGCUUCUAUUAAAGGACACCUCGUGCCUAAACUUGCUACUAACAAGUGAGAUCAGCUGGUGACAAUUCGUAUAACGUGUACCAGUUCAUUAAAGUGAGCAGUGUCGACGACGUGAAAAAUUAUAAUCAGAUUUUGCAGGUUCUCCGCGGUGUAAAAAAUAAUGGGGCGUAUUGUGUACGCUGAAGAACGUCUCCACAAUUACUUGACAUCGUUAGCGAAACCAGAUGAAUAUACGAUAGGACUAAUUUUGGGACAGAGCGCUGGUCAAAAAGAUUAUAUUGUACACCUGGCAAAAACUCCACUUCCGCUUGACAAAAAUGUUGUGGAGGAAACAGCGAUUAGUUCUAAAGCAAACGUCGAACAAACCAAUGUUAAUAAUUAUAUAAAAUCUGUGAAAGAUAUACCUGAGAGUUGGGUUGCUGAUCAUGCUAAACAUGUUACCAGGAUGUUACCUGGUGGAAUGCAAGUUCUUGGAGCAUUUAUUGUGGGUCCUAAUGAUGUUAUUAAUGAUAAUAUAAAUGUACAAAAGCUUAGAUCUAUUUUAAUGGCUAUACAUAAAAACUUAUCCCAAAACAAAUAUCUUUGUGGAAAUAAUAAUGAAGAGCAUCUUAUUUUAAACUUAAAUAGCAUAACACAGAAAUAUAUAUGUAAAUCUGUAGAAAUCAGUAAGACUGGAAUGAUAAAACCAGCAGAGUGGAAGUUUCAAGGAAAAUCUACAAAAUGGCAUCAAUUAGAGGCUGUUAUAGAUUUCGACCGUUUAUUUCUUAUUGCUGCAAAUAAAGAUCCUGAAACUCUUAAAAAACAAUUACAGGAUAUUUUGAAAAGUAUGUCAGACACCAUUGAAUCUUCUUUGAUUGCUAUUGAAGGAGAAGUAAAAUCCCCAAAUGAUACAUUAGACAUAAUUACUAAAAACAAAAAAGAAGAAAAAGGAUGUAAGAAUAAUGAUAAAAAUGCUAAUGACAAACCAAUUCACAUUAGCUUAUACAUUCCAUGUCAAGUUAACGAUACUAGUUCGAAUGUGAGGGUAACUGCUUGCAACGCGUCGAUACGUCUGGUUGGGCAGUUAGUAAGUAGAACAUUUGUUCAUCAAAAAGCAAAUGUUGAAGAAGCUAAUGCAGCAGUGAAAGAGGAUAUAAUAAGAUCACUGGCGAGUAGACUUGAAAUGCAUUGGGAUAGUUUAAUCGACGAAGAAAAUGGUUCUCCAGAAGAAAAUAUAACAUUGCACGAACCUCCAAGAAGAGUGCUGAUAGAAUUACCAGAAAGCAAAGUAACAUUAUCAGACUACCUCUUCCCCGGUGAAGGUCCGCAAGAAGCACUUGUAUCGCUACAAGAGCUUUUAGAUUUAGAAGUUCAAGAAAACACUGUUCAAAAAGAUAUAGAACUCCAAGUUGAUCCUAUGGAGUUCUACAGUCAAAGUGAAGUGGAUGUGAAACCCGUAGAUUUCGGCAAAGAUUUAUGUGAUAAUCAACAAAAUAAAAUUUACAUCACAGGUAUCAGUAUUGCAAUUAUAAUUCUAAUAAUUGCUAUUGUAAUACACAAAUUAUAUUGAAACAUAAAAUUAAUAUAAAAUCAAAAUUUAUAUUUUACUGUAAUGAUAUUACUGUAUAAAAUGUGUAUAUUUUCUAUAUUGUUAUGAUGCUAUUUAAACAAGAGAAAAAUAUUAACAGACAAAAAUAAUAAAUCAUCGAAUCACGCUGUUUGUAAAUUAUUAUGUAAAAGUAUUAUAUUAGAAAUUACACGUUAUACGAUGUAUACAUUGACAUUAUCAUCGCUCAAGAAAAGCAGAAGUAUGUUAGAACUUUAAUUUUAAUAUUUUCUGUUGCAAUUAAAUAUUUUUGUACAGGUGUUAUUACAAUGAUUGUAAGACGAGUAUCAAUAAAAAUACCUUUAUCUAUUAAAGAUAACACAUAAUCUCGGUUUCUCUCAAUAUGCUAAAUAUUACAUGCAUUAUGAUCGAUUUAUGCUUAAUGUAUUUUUGAAUAGGUUUUAAUAUGACUUAACAUGUCAAGAUAUUUUUAACUUGUAGUAUAUUAUCUUAUCAUAAUAACAUCUACACAAUAUAUACAUUUAGUAUCAUACACGCAUAUUAUGUACAAAAAGACAGUACUUCCAAAGUCAAUAUAAUGGCAUCUCUUAAUAGAUAAAACAACUAGCAGUGUUCUUUCGUUUCAUUUUCAAUAAUUAAUCCUAUAAACAAUGUCUAUGACCUGAUUACUCUGAAUCAAAUGGUGCCAUGCAAUAUAAAUACACAAGUUACUGAUAAACCAGGCAGUGGUACUUCUAUGUUUUAAAAUGCUUGGUACAAUCCGCAUCGCCUUAACAAAUCCUUUAAAUACUUGAAAAAACUAUUACUAAGUUUUAUGAAAAACUUUGUAUUUACAAAAUUCUCUUUACACUGUACAUAGCAAAUUUAAUAAAGAACAUAAUCCAUUUU